Messenger RNA from Spinacia oleracea (spinach), 1137 nucleotides. RefSeq lists its product as uncharacterized. The record is from RefSeq and is a predicted model, not a curated record. NCBI's taxonomy places the organism in Eukaryota, Viridiplantae, Streptophyta, Magnoliopsida, Caryophyllales, Amaranthaceae. The transcript is spliced from 3 exons. The coding region runs from base 1 to 1137 and encodes 378 amino acids.
AUGGAACUGGAAGAUAGGAUUGGAUCAACAGUUAGACUCACUGAAAUUCAACACAUGAGUAACUGCAUGAGCCUGUGUAAUUUAUCUGUAAUCAUAACUGUGGGGAGGCAUUUUACUUGGAAUAAUAAACAAGAGGGAGCUAAUAGGGUUUUCUCUAGGAUUGAUAGGGUACUAAGAAAUGCCAAAUGGAAUGAUCUUUUUGAAACUGCUGAGGCUGCCUACUUAGAUGAAGCCACUUUUGAUCAUUGCCCAAUGAUUCUUAGGUGCUAUAAGGCUGGCUGUGUGAAAAGACCUUUCAGAUUCUUCAAUAUGUGGCUCAAUGCCAAUAAUUUCAUGGAGUUAGUUGAAUCAACUUGGGGAAAAUAUGUCUAUGGUUGCCAUAUGUUCAGAAUUGUUCAGAAACUUAAGUGGUUGAAACCAGCACUGAAAGCUCUUAAUGGUCAAGCUACUGCAGAAAAACAAGUUGCUAAUCUCUAUGCUAGUGCUCACAAGAACUAUCUUUCCUAUUUACAACAUACAGCCAAAAUUCACUGGUUGAAAGUGGGGGAUGAAAACACUAGGGCUUUCCAUCAAAGUAUCAAACACAGGAGGAAAAGAAACAAGAUUAACUCUAUCCAAACUGAAAAUGGUGAUUGGAUUAGAGAUGAAGAAGGCAUAAACUGUGCUUUCACUCAGUACUAUGAUACUGGUCCAAGACUAACUGAUGCUCACAAGGAAAGUCUAAAAUGCAGCUUCACUCAUAGUGAUAUUAAAAGGGUUCUUGAUACCAUUCCAAAUGACAAGGCACCUGGAAUGGAUGCUUGGCCUGUGGUGAAAGAUGACAUAACCAGAGCCAUUAAUGACUUCUUCUCUACAGGGAAAAUGCUCAAGGAGAUCAAUGUAACAAGCAUCACUAUGGUUCCAAAAGUUUCUGUGCCUAACAUUGUGGGGGAUUUCAUACCCAUUGCUUGUUGCUCUGUGAUUUAUAAGUGUAUCUCAAAGCUUAUGUGUGAGAAGCUUAAUGUUGUGCUACCUGACAUUAUUUCACACAACCAGGGGGCUUUUGUUGCUGGAAGGUCAAUUCUUUACAAUGUUCUUGUUUGUCAAGACAUUGUGAAAAUCUACAGGAAAAGCCAGAAACAAAUGGGAUGCUUAUGA